AUGUCCGCCUCUACCUCCACCUCCACACCGUCCGAAUUCGUGACAUUAGUCUCGAGCGACGGAUUCGAGUUUGUGCUUCCGCGCAGUACGGCCUGCGUGUCGGGGACGAUACGACGGAUGUUGGAGCCUUCGAGCAACUUCUCUGAAGCCAUCACGGGCCGUUGUGUGCUGGAGAAUAUCAGCGGCAUCGUCCUUGAGAAAGUUUGCGAAUACUUCUGCUACAAUGAAAAGAACAAGGACCAGAGCAACGUGCCCGACAUGGACAUUCCUCCCGAGCUGUGCUUGGAGCUUCUGAUGGCUGCAGAUUAUUUGGAUAUGUUUAUAUUGGCGCCAGCAGGCACCCGCAGUCAUGGCUGGGAAUUGGGAUUGGGAUUACGGAUUUACGGUGUUCGACAAAUAGGAACGGUUGGUAUCAAAGGGUAUAUUCUUCAGGAACGAAGAAACAAGGUUCAUUUACAAGGCUCACAAAGUGAGCCCCCACAUUGCUGA
Molecule: messenger RNA, 489 nt
Organism: Rasamsonia emersonii CBS 393.64
Lineage: Eukaryota; Fungi; Ascomycota; Eurotiomycetes; Eurotiales; Trichocomaceae
Exons: 4
Coding region: 1-489 (162 amino acids)
Biological process (GO): ubiquitin-dependent protein catabolic process
Cellular component (GO): elongin complex
Molecular function (GO): protein-macromolecule adaptor activity
Source: RefSeq, a predicted model, not a curated record